This is a messenger RNA of Fusarium vanettenii 77-13-4, 570 nucleotides long. RefSeq lists its product as uncharacterized. The record is from RefSeq and is a predicted model, not a curated record. Lineage: Eukaryota; Fungi; Ascomycota; Sordariomycetes; Hypocreales; Nectriaceae. The coding region runs from base 1 to 570 and encodes 189 amino acids. The transcript is spliced from 3 exons.
AUGUGUGCAUUCCUCAAUCGUAUGGACGAUGGUUGCCACGCUGCUGUCAUUGACUGCGUGCCCUUCCUGUCCAUCCGCGACACUCUCAUCCGCUACCAUGCUGCCAACCCUUUUAUUGAUCAAGUCGUCAGCGACAUCGUUGGCGUGUAUGUCGUCGAAACACUGCUAAGCGAGUUGGUUGCCGACUCCCCGCCUUUGCAGGUUUACGUCAAAGUCGUGGAUCUAGUGCAGGCCAUGGCUGGCGCCGACGAGGAUCCAGGCCAGGAACCAGCGUCUCUGCCAGUGUCUCAAAUCUCAGAUAUCUUCACGUCGCCGAGCGUUGCCUUGGCCGUCGCGAGGCACCUCCAGAUUGAGUACGGACUGUCCAGAUAUAAACAAGAUCCUGGGCUAUUCACCAAGCACCCCGAGUUCUAUGAAAGUGCGGGUUUACUCAUGGCACAGGGCGCGCCGCUGAAGCCGGAUUCUACAUCACUUCUCUCAUUUCCGGGGUCUUUGGAUAAAAACACCGCUUCUCUCUAUCGGAACUUUGUAGCAUUCACCUGUUCUAACAUGUAUGAGAGUUCGCUUUAG